Molecule: messenger RNA, 1395 nt
Organism: Laetiporus sulphureus 93-53
Lineage: Eukaryota; Fungi; Basidiomycota; Agaricomycetes; Polyporales; Laetiporaceae
Exons: 10
Coding region: 1-1395 (464 amino acids)
Molecular function (GO): protein binding
Source: RefSeq, a predicted model, not a curated record
AUGAGCAACGUUUGGACGCCACCAGUAUACGAUCACUCUAGGAGGCCCGAUUUGAUUUGGACAACUCAUUUGUUACAGAGUGAAAGCGAUCCCUCGAACUUUGCUCGUGCAGCCAAAUGGUGUUCAGACGGUACCGCUGCAUUAGCUCAAUGCGAAAAUCAAUCAUUUCAACAUGUCUAUCUCAGACCUCAUGACUUAUCUGAAAUGCCCGGUACACCCAAUCAAUUUGAACGUCUCAUCAAACAACCAUCCCCAAUAUUAGACUUUGAGUGGUUCCCUACCGCUACUUUGCGCGAUCCUGCUUCUUUUUGCUUCAUCGCCUCCGUACGCGAAUGUCCCGUCAAGCUUCUGGAUGGCAGCGAUGGUCGGUUACGAGCAUCUUAUAAAAUAGUUGACCACCGUGAACGAUUCAUUGCUCCGCAUAGUCUCGCAUUCAAUAUGUCAAUGGACAAGCUCUAUUGUGGAUUCGAGGAUGCUAUAGAGAUAUUUGACGUCCAAUCUCCCGGAGAAGGGACUCGCCUGCACACGAGUCCAUCGAAGAAAAGCCGUGAUGGCCUCAAAGGUAUUAUAUCAGCGUUGGCGUUCUCACGCGAUGCAGCUUCCGGGAUCUACGCAGCAGGCUCACUUAAUCCAUCAACACCCUCUUCUCCAAACAUCGCGUUGUUCUCCGAAGCGACUGGGGAGACUCCCGUCAUGUUCGUUGGGACUGAAUCUCAUUCCCAUGGUCCGUCAACCGGCAUUCGAGCAAGUGUCACCCAGUUAAUGUUCAAUCCAAGCCGGCCGUACCUCUUGUAUGCUUCAUUUCGGCGCCAUGAUGCCAUCUAUGCAUGGGAUCUCAGAAGCGAUGUCAGCAUGCCUGUGAAUAUCUUUCUCAAGGACUCUUUUACUGGUAGCAUGGAUACCGGUGGAAAGGAAGUCAAUGAUGCGGUCCCGACGAAUCAGAAAUUGAGGUUUGACAUUGAUAUCGGCGGUCAAAUUCUAGCAGCCGGAGAUCAGCGCGGGAGAAUAUCUAUCUUCGACAUCCUAACAGGUGAUACAGCUUCUGGCUCGGACGAAGUUCAUGCUGUUGCAUCGACACACUCGGCGCUGCAAUAUGAAGCACAUGAGGAUGCCAUAGGUUCGGUGGCCUUCCAUCCGCUGCGCCCGAUGCUUCUGUCGGUGUCAGGUUCGAGACACUUCGAUCGAAUAUCAUCUAACGCGGACGGCGGCUUAGAGUCUUCCCCUUCAAGUUCGGAUGAGGAUACUGCGAUAAACCGGAGAAACAGCGUAGUCAAGAUCAGUCGCAGACGUCCGCAGCCUAUGACGGUCGACGCAUCUGUGAAACUUUGGUGCUUCGGGGAGAACACCUGCAGCGACGAAUCCGCAGCGUCGGAUUCUCACCAAUACACAAGUUAA